This is a messenger RNA of Glarea lozoyensis ATCC 20868, 1848 nucleotides long. Its product is annotated as alpha/beta-Hydrolase. The record is from RefSeq and is a predicted model, not a curated record. Bases 1 to 1848 code for a protein of 615 amino acids. Lineage: Eukaryota; Fungi; Ascomycota; Leotiomycetes; Helotiales; Helotiaceae. The transcript is spliced from 5 exons. Gene Ontology annotation, molecular function: ADP binding.
AUGGCUCCAGCUUUCAUCAUAUCCACCGCCCUCCUCUCUCUUCUCGGCACUACAACUUCAGUCAUAUUCACCACCGUAGCCCUUCUCCUCGGCAUUGUUUUCCUCUACGACAAGGUAACAAAGAAUAUUAUAACUCGCCGUGGAGCCGGAAAUGGGCCGAAUGCUUCAUUCGGGCUUGAAUCAGCACACACCUACAAGUUGCCUGCGCCGGCAGGCGGGAUUGAUAUCAUUUUUAUCCACGGGCUCGGAUCGAAUCCCGACACGACAUGGCAGGCAACCGCCUCCCCUGAGAGCAAGGAACACGUGACAUGGGUCCGCGACUUCCUUCCUAUUGAUUUAGUCUCCGAUGGCGGUCACCAAGACAUUCGACUCUUUUUCUACAACUAUGAUUCUUACUGGAAGAGAGAUGCUCUGCCUGAGCGACUCACGACUCUUGGAAGUGCUCUUGUUGGUUGGAUAACGAGUCAAAUCCGUACUACGGAUGCGGAGCGAAGCCGGCACCUAGUAUUUGUGGCCCAUAGUUACGGGGGCCUGGUUGUUAAGAAGGCGCUCCUUCACGCCCAAGGCGACCCCAGCCUCAGCUACGUUGCCGAAAAUACCAAGGCUAUCUUCUUCUUGGGUACACCGCAUAGUGGAUCGAGCUUUAGUGUAUGGGGCCGGUGGCAAGCGCGAGCACUCUCGCUUCUUAGAUCUAACUCAUCCAUUCUAGCCGAUUUAGACUGCGACUCGAUUCUAUUGCGAGAUCUUCACCAUGAAUUUGCAAGAAUUGACCGAGCGACUAUCUUUAACUUCUAUGAGCAGCGGCCGAUACAAUUGGCUCGGCUAUGGUUCUUUACGUGGGAGGAAUAUUGUGUCAGCGAAUCCUCUGCUACGUACGCAGGGCCCAGAGUUAAGAAUUUUGGCCUGUCCGUUGACCACUAUGGUCUGAAUAAGUUCGGUUCGCGCGACGUUAACUAUCGAAAUGUGCUAGGGAAGCUUAACGAAGUCACACUCUCCUUAGCUGCUGAAGCUAAAUGCUCCUACGUCGUCCCGCUAGAGACAGUAGAAAGCUACACGCAGCGAAAGGAUUUAUGGAGCGAGUUGGAAGACAAGAUGCGUAUACGGCACGAUAAUGCAAGCGUUCCAUAUGCAGUCGCUAUCUCCGGGCUGGGAGGUGUAGGCAAAUCACAGCUUGCACUCAAGUUUGCAGAAACCCACAAAGAUCAUUACAACCCAAUACUGUGGGUUGAUGCAACUGAUAAAGAGCUAGUGCUGUCGAGCUUCCAGCGACUUGCUACGGAACUUCAGCUUCAGAUCAAUGCGAACACGAAGCACGGGUCAGUUCUUAUAGACGACGGUAACGUCCAAGCAGUACUUCGGUGGCUUAGUAAGGCAGAUGGCAAAUGGCUGGUUAUUAUUGAUAAUGCAGAUGAUUUCACCUUUGGAAUCAAAAACGUCAUACCCAAAGGGCCUCGCGGGAGCGUGUUAAUUACUAGCCAGAAUGAGCUGAGUAUAAAACUUAUUCCACGGGGCUGUGAACAAAUCCAAGUCGGAGACAUGUCCCCACAAGAGUCAACAACGCUACUUCUUCACCACCUUCGCCUAAGUAUUGACAGUCCAGUCACUGAAAUCGUCACUACGGGUUGUAAACAAGUGGCAGAAAAACUCGGAUAUCUAGCGCUUGCUAUUGACCUUGCAGGCGCAUAUAUUGGGAACGAGGCAGAUCCAGAAGAUGCAUUGACUCAGUAUCUCGACGACUUUACUAGGCAUGGCGAUGCGCUUUUACAGAUAGAUCGAUUUCAGGAACUCCGGCCGACUCAGAAGACAGUCUGGACAGUAUGGGAUACUACGCUCCAACAAAAUCAAUAG